This is a messenger RNA of Branchiostoma floridae (Florida lancelet), 2952 nucleotides long. RefSeq names its product high affinity cationic amino acid transporter 1-like. NCBI's taxonomy places the organism in Eukaryota, Metazoa, Chordata, Leptocardii, Amphioxiformes, Branchiostomatidae. The transcript has 13 exons. The coding region runs from base 212 to 2206 and encodes 664 amino acids. The record is from RefSeq and is a predicted model, not a curated record. Gene Ontology annotation, molecular function: amino acid transmembrane transporter activity. Gene Ontology annotation, cellular component: plasma membrane. Gene Ontology annotation, biological process: amino acid transport; transmembrane transport.
UGUGAGUGACGCGGUGAGCAGGCGUUCAUCAGUGAUGUGGGAUUACAGCGGCGGAGACGGCAGGGCUUUAUUCCAUUAGAGCCGGGGUUUAACACCGCUUCGGAUCUCCAGCCGUACACUGACAGGGCUGAGGAGCAUAUGGUACCCGGAUAAAGAUAGCUUGCCGUGUUCCACUCGCUUUAGUGAAGCAAAGCUGCGGCCAUCUCCCAGCAUGGCGAAAGUGUGGCAAGCGUUCUGCCGCACCAAGACCACCACCACCCGAGACCUGAAGGACACGGAGUUGUCCCGGUGCCUCGGGGUGUUCGACCUGACGGCCCUCGGGAUCGGCAGCACCCUCGGGGCUGGGAUAUACGUGCUGGCUGGGCAGGUGGCCAGACUGCAGGCCGGACCAGGCGUGGUGCUGUCAUUCCUCAUCGCUGCGCUGGCCUCGCUGCUGUCAGGCCUGUGCUAUGCGGAGUUCGCGGCCCGGGUACCCAAGGCCGGGUCUGCGUACGUGUACGGCUACCUGGCUGUGGGCGAGUUCUGGGCCUUCGUGAUUGGAUGGAACAUGGUUCUGGAGGACAUGAUUGGUGCAGCCUCCGUCGCUAAGGCCUGGUCACAGUACUUCGACUCUUUCUUCAACGACUCCAUCAGACUGACCGUAGAGCAUGAGAUCGGGACCCUACACAAGGCGCCUGGCCUGGGAACCUACCCGGACAUCAUAGCCUUCAUCCUGCUACUGCUCAUGACGGGUGUGAUUGCCAGCGGAGUGAAGCAGACGUCCAUCACUAACAUCAUCUUCACGGUGGUGAACAUGUUGGUGAUCCUGUGUAUCGUGGUUGUGGGCUGUUUCUACGUCAACGUACAGAACUGGGCAGGCGAGGAGAACUUCCUACCGUACGGAUUCUCCGGGGUUCUUUCUGGCGCGGCCACCUGCUUCUACGCCUUUGUGGGCUUCGACAUCAUAGCGACCUCUAGCGAGGAGGCGCGGAACCCCAGUAAGAGCAUCCCCACGGCCAUCCUGCUGACGUUGGUGACGUGUUUCCUGGCGUACUUUAGCGUGUCCGCCAUCCUGACGCUGAUGGAGCCGUACAGCCAGAUCGCCAGCACCGCCCCGCUGUCCCGGGCGUUCGACCAGCACGGGCUCUACUCCGUCGGGUACAUCAUUUCCGUUGGGGCCAUUUGUGGCCUAACGGCCUCCACCCUGGGUUCCCUGUUCCCCCUGCCCCGUAUCGUCUACACCAUGGCCAAGGACGGGCUGCUGUGUGAGGUGUUCGCCCGGGUGAACCCCACUACCUCCGUGCCGGUGGUGGCCACGCUGGUGUCCGGCUCCCUGGCGGCGGUCCUGUCCUUGGUGCUAGAUCUGCAGCAGUUGGUGGAAAUCAUGUCCAUCGGCACGCUCAUGGCCUACACACUGGUGGCAGCGUCUGUCCUGAUCAUGCGCUAUCAGCCGGGCAGAAUCGGUCUCACCAAGGACGAGUCCGCCUAUUUCCCGACAUCCUCCGAGAAGACAGGGUUACUCUCCACUGGCACCGCGAGUAACGGCACGAACGGGAAACCCAAGCCUGGACUGUCCAAGUUCUUCAAACCCAAGGACUCUACCGGCUUCGUGCUGAUGGAGACAGACGGGGGACAGGAGACUCCCAAGGAGCAACAACAACAACAAGGUACGACAGCUCUAACGGACUCAGAGGCGCCCUCUGGCAGCUACCAGCCCCUAGACGUGACGGAGUCCGUGCCGGACCCCCGGCCGGAGCCGACCCCGCACACGGGCCAGCUGGUGUCCUGGUCCGUCCACAUCAUCGUCAUCCUCAUGGUUCUCACCAGCGCAACGCUCAUCUUUGCACAGGACUAUGUGUACAACAGAGCUUGGUGGGCACUACUGAUCAUCUGUGUGCUGGUCUCCGCCAUCUUGAGCCUGUGCGGGUUCAUCUGGCGCCAGCCGCAGAGCCGCAUGCGGCUGCCCUUCAAGGUGCGGGGCUGCGUGGUGGUCUGCCCCGUCUCCAUGUUCGUCAACAUCUACCUGAUGCUCAAACUCAAGCCCGCCACCUGGAUCCGAUUCGCCAUAUGGCUGGCCAUAGGUCUGGCUGUGUACCUUGGUUAUGGGACACGUCACAGCUUGGAAGCCCGCCGGGCUGAGGAGAAGGGCGUGUCUCCUCUUCCUGACGUCAUUUCCGCACCCAAACAUGAGCCCAUACCGGAAGACACUGACCAGAAAGAGUCAUGACGUCAUAGAUUGCCAAAGGACCAAAGGCUGUUGUACAAAAUGUAAUGACAACGAAACCAGAAAGACUACAGAAAGAAAGAAAGGUUGAUAUGGGAUUUUCUAAAUACCCAAGUAUUAAACUUCCAAGCUCUAUUACUCGUAGUUUGUUGUCUUGUCCAAAAAAGAAAAGGAUUAUUUGUGGUCACAUUGGCAGAGGCCUGUAGAAAAUCCUGUGUUGUGUACAAAGGACUUACAUAUCAGACAUUUUAGCCUUAAAAGUGUAAGGGCCUGACAAAUGGGAAUUAACAUGAUACCUCCGUGGUCAACCUUGACAAGCUUCGAUGUUCUUUUGUUUUUCUGCUGGUUAGCAAGUCUUAGAACUAGGUGGAUGUACAGAAUUAACACAAGGCAUAUCAAAUUUCUCAUAUUACUGCAUUUUGUGCAACUGUUUAGUGACCAUGUUUGUACUGGACCAAUGCAGUUUUUUUGGGGGGCCGCUAUGAUUAUGUGCCAGUAAUAUGUGUCCGGUGUGCAUUUUUCCUGUCUAACUCUAAUGCAACAAAAUGUAAACAAAAUGUGAGCUUCAAUGCUUCUAUGGCAUACAUUUGUGUACCCAAGGAACAUAGGAUACACGUUUGCCCAAGAUAUAUGGUUAGAUCGGAAGCUGGGUAAAAUUUCUAAGACCGGCAUUCAAAGCAAAUAUGAGAAGUACCAAAAGUUUUGAAUGCUUCAUGUAAAGAUGUUGUAAAUGUAUGAAUAAAGAUAUA